This is a messenger RNA of Paralichthys olivaceus (Japanese flounder), 1200 nucleotides long. It is a transcript of the gene tsr3, whose product is annotated as TSR3 ribosome maturation factor. The record is from RefSeq and is a predicted model, not a curated record. Gene Ontology annotation, biological process: maturation of SSU-rRNA. Gene Ontology annotation, molecular function: rRNA small subunit aminocarboxypropyltransferase activity. NCBI's taxonomy places the organism in Eukaryota, Metazoa, Chordata, Actinopteri, Pleuronectiformes, Paralichthyidae.
GAGCAUGCGCAGUGAGCUCCUUGCGCUACGACGUGCUCUCCACGAUACGAGCAUAAACAACUGAAGUGGAUCUAAAACGUUAUUAAUGAGAGUUUAGCCUCACUGAAGUCGAAGGCGACUUGUGUGGUGACAGUGCCUGCUGGGAUCUGACCAUAGCUGGUGCAACAUGGGGCGGAAGAAACAGGGGAAGUUUGUGCGCCCUGACAACAAGGGCAAAGACAAACGACACAAAAUGAAGGGGAAGUCCUUGGAGGCCUUUACAGAAGAGAUGCACACAGUGUUUGAAGCGAGUCUUCACGUAGAGGAAGGAGCCGAGGCCCCUCAGGUGAAACUGCCAUGUCCACUCGCCAUGUGGGAAUUGGGUCACUGUGAUCCUAAACGUUGCACUGGCAGAAAGUUGGCACGCAAAGGGUUUGUACGCAACCUGCGCCUCAACCAGAGGUUCAAUGGACUCAUACUUAGUCCGAUGGGCACAAAGUAUGUUACGCCGGCAGACAGAGAGAUUGUGGCUCAAAAUGGUGUAGCGGUGAUUGACUGCUCCUGGGCCAAACUGGAGGAGACUCCCUUCAGCAAGAUGGUCGGAACUCAUCCCAGGUUACUGCCGUACCUCGUAGCCGCAAACCCUGUCAACUACGGCAAGCCUUGCAAGUUAUCUUGUGUUGAGGCUUUUGCUGCUACAUUCUGCAUUGUAGGUUUUGAAGAGCUUGCAGUGCUCUUGUUGCAGAAAUUCAAGUGGGGGAGAGUGUUCCUGGAGCUGAAUAAAGUUCUGCUGGAGCGCUAUGCUGCUUGCCAGUCAGAGGAAGAGCUGCUCUCUGUAGAGAAGGAGUUUCUCACAUCCAAACCAGAGGAGGACGACUUUGAUCCUUUCGAUGUUAAUUCAGGAGUAGAGUGUAGGAAUCUCAACAGACAUCAGUGUGUAUCUGAAGACGAUGAUUCUGAUGAGGACACGGAUGCCUCUGAGGACGACGAGGACGAAGCGGAGGAUGAGAAAACGGAAAGCAACGAGGAGUCAGAAACAGCCUCGCAUCAUCAUGAAGUGGAGGAGAAGGAAUCAGGCUCUUCACAAUAAAGCGUAUUUUAACCAUCUGGGAUUCUUUCUAACACAAGGACACAAAACUUGUUUUACUCCAACAUGAACUGAUUGCAGUUUUGUAUCAACACAUGAAAAUAAUCCAAAUAAAUGUUUUUCAUGGAAUCAAA